AUGGGGUCAAUUCCUCUUGGAACCUCAGUAUCUCCAACUCCUAUAUACACUUCAAAAAUCUCAUCUCUCAAUAUCAAUUUUAAGAAAUCAAGUGCUUUCCCAUCUUGGGUUUCACCUUCAUCUCUUGAAUUAUCAAUUCUUUCUCCCUCCCAAUCAGGAUUAUGCAGAGCCAGUCAAGUUGUUGAUUUGUUUCCAACUGUGUCUCCGGAAAUUACCGUCAGAGAGGCGAGAUUAGAGGACUGUUGGGAAGUGGCCGAGACUCAUUGCAGUUCUUUCUUUCCCGAAUAUUCGUUUCCAUUAGAUUUUGUGCUGAGGAUGGAUAGAUUGGUGGCUAUGUUAGCAGGAUUCUCUUUACCGAGUGGUUGCAAAAGAACCUGUUUGGUUGCUGUGAUCGGCAACUCACUUGAUCAAACUUUCUUAUUUGGAAGUGAAGAUUUCAAAAUUGCGGGUCUUGACGGGAAGUUAAGCCUCAACAAGGGAUAUGUAGCUGGCAUAUUGACAGUAGACACCGUUGCCGACUUUCUGCCUAGAAAGGGACCGCUGCGACAGAGAAGGACUGGAGUUGCAUACAUCUCAAAUGUGGCGGUGAGAGAAAAAUUUAGACAGAAAGGAAUAGCAAAACAGUUGGUGGCUAAGGCAGAAUCCCAAGCCAGAAGUUGGGGAUGUCGCGCCAUUGCGUUACACUGCGAUUUACGAAAUCCUGCAGCGACAAAGUUAUACGAAGGGCGAAGUUUUAAAUCUAUAAAGGUUCCAGAAGGAGCUAACUGGCCUCAACCAAAGACCUCACCAGAUGUUAAGUUCAACUUCAUGAUGAAACUUCUCAACAAAUCAGCAGUUUCUUAA
This is a messenger RNA of Lathyrus sativus (Indian pea), 843 nucleotides long. The record is from the annotation of a GenBank genome assembly. Lineage: Eukaryota; Viridiplantae; Streptophyta; Magnoliopsida; Fabales; Fabaceae.